UGAUGGAUUUAUAACAAAAAUUUCGAUUUUCUAUUUCACUUUUCUCAAAUAUCUUGUUAAAAUAGCAUAGAAUGUGAAAGUAAAAUAUUUUUAUAUGUACAGAGAAUGGUCAUACACAUGCGAGAAGUUGCAAAUGUUACGUCAUAUUAGGUGGUAAAGGAGGUCGUUGAGACCGAGGGAAAGUAUUAUGAAUCGAGUAUUUGGUUCAACGAGUUAUAAUCAAUAUGUAUAUUUUUUUUCAAUUUCAUUCAUGUCUAUUAUUUAUUGUAUUGCUAUUUUAAAUUAAAAGUAUUUUACUGUCGACUAAAGUGAUUCGCAUUGCCAUUAAAAUGGAUCAAUUACUAAUAAAUCAACAGUUACGAAUGAUACUAUCAUUUGGUAAUUUAAUAAGCAAUUUGUACAGCGACAUGUCAAAUCUAACAAAUAGAAAGUGGUCAAUCGCGUGCUCGCUAGUGGAAAAUCGAUUGCAUAAAAAGAUAGUUCUUCUGUUAUAAUAACAAACUGGAAAACAUUUCUCGAUUCGUAAAAGGAAACGCUAGAAAUCGGAAGAAACGCUGGCAAAAAGAAAAGAGGUAUCAAGCGGAAAGGUAGGAGGAAGAAGAAAAAAAAGUAAAAGACUAAUAGUUUCCCUCAGACGCAACGAACAUUCGUUGAAGAAAUCAAAUGAAAGAUGCAACUCGUCUUGUUAAAACGCUUGAUCUUAAUUUUUGGAUUGAUCAUUUUUUGGAUUAUAGAAGUUAAGCAUGCCAUAAAACUUGCCGAAAGAAAUCGAGCAAUGCUGCGCCGAAUAAGAGUUGGUCGUGAAAAUCUUAAACCUAAAAUUUGUUAUGACUUAGUUGGCUGCUUUGCGGAUCCACCGCCUCAUUUAAGAUUGAAAAGACCACCAGAACAUCCUAAAGUAAUUCAAACAAGAUUUCUAUUGUAUACUCGUUCAACCCGAGAAUCACCUAAAAAUCUUCACUAUGAUGACGAUUCUACAUCUAUGCUCCAACCGGAAUUUAAUUCCACGAAAUCUCUAAAAGUUAUAAUACACGGUUACAAAGGAAGUGGUAGCGAUGUCGGUGCGAUCCUCUUGGUGCAGGCAUUUUUGGACAUUGAAGACACAAACGUUUUAGUACUUGAUUGGACAAGAGGAGCUGGAACGACUUAUUCGGUUGCAGUUGCGAAUACGGAACUUGUAGGACGACAAUUAGGUCUGAUCCUUCUAGACAUUAUCAAUAUGGGUACUCUGGUCGAAGAUAUUCACGUAAUUGGUUUCAGUCUCGGAGCUCAUGUGGCCGGUUGUGCCUCGGAGAUUCUUAAAAAGAAAAAUCUUCUCUUAGGUCGUAUAACUGGCCUAGAUCCAGCAUCACCAUUUUUCAGAAAUCACUUGUUAAGAGAAAAGUCGAGGAAAUUGGAUGCUACCGAUGCUCAAUUAGUAGACGUGAUUCAUACAGAUGGAUCCGAAGAUUUUGCAGAUGGAUUUGGACUUCUGAAACCAAUUGGUCACAUUGAUUUUUUUCCAAAUGGUGGUAGAGAACAACCUGGUUGUAAUGAUGUGAAAAAUUCUGUUGUUGUUAGUCAUUUAAGAGAAGAUAUGUUAACUAAAGAAAUUGCUUGUAGUCACUUAAGAGCUUGGACAUACUUUUUAGAAAGUGUACGUACAACAAAUGAAUCUUGUAAAUUUAUCGCCUGGCCUUGUUCCCAAGGAAGAAUGUCAUAUAUGAAUGGGAUGUGUUUUCCUAUGGAAUCCACGUUAUGGACGCAAGAAAUGGGCUAUCGAGCCGAUCAUGGUCCUUUAGGAAUUUAUUAUUUACCCAUGAGAGAACAAGAACCAUUUUGUGGUGAACCUGUAAGAGCAUCAGUGACAACUUCAGAAGAGGCGCUAAAGACAUCAGGAGUAUUAUUUUUAAAGAUUAUGGAACACAAUUCAACAAUAAAUUUCAGAUUUCGAUAUCCGAUAUUGACUCGAAAAAAUAAAGGGAUGACUUUUUAUAAUAUUGGUGCAGCAAAAUUUCAAUCUUUAUUAAAAGAUCGAUCUACACUAAAAGCACGUAUUUGGUAUCAAAAGGAUAAAAAUGAAAAAAAUGAAGAUUCAGUUAAAACUAUUAAUACGGAUAUAUUGUUAAUAGAUAAAGUUACUCUUGAAGAUAGGAAAGGCAACAGAUGGGAAUAUUGCUCUCGAAACACUGUAAUAAAUUUAGAAGAAAAUUUCAUACUACUUCAACGUGAUUAAUAUUCUUCAGUUAAUAUAUAAAAAAUAAAUUGUAUAAAUUUUUAUUCGUAUAAAAUAAAGAGUGAGAUUUGUUAA
Molecule: messenger RNA, 2290 nt
Organism: Apis dorsata (giant honeybee)
Lineage: Eukaryota; Metazoa; Arthropoda; Insecta; Hymenoptera; Apidae
Product: pancreatic triacylglycerol lipase-like
Exons: 8
Coding region: 671-2215 (514 amino acids)
Biological process (GO): lipid metabolic process
Molecular function (GO): lipase activity
Source: RefSeq, a predicted model, not a curated record